AUCGUCUAGGAACGAGCGUGAUGUGUUACUGGUCCCGUGCUGUGAUGUAUGUGUGCCUCUCUCCAGAGCAGAGGCAGAGGCCGCUCCCUCCCGCCGCGUCGCAACACAAUAACAACAACCAACCGAUGGACCCACAGAGACCCAAUCAAUAUCUCUCCUCUCGCUUCCUCCGCCGAAAGCUAGCAGCAGCAGUAGUAUAGGGCACACCCUGCUCCCGUCCCGCUCUCGCUGUGUGGUGUGUGCAACACACGCUGGUUGGUGGGACUCCCUCUCUCUCCAGAGAAGAAAAGGCGAACAAAAGGCCGGCAGCGUUGAACAACAACAAACAACGGAGACAACAGCAACAACAUCAUCAGCGAUGAAUGAACCCCAGACCAACCAAACGUUCCCCGCUUCCUCCGCCGUCGCCAACAGCAGUAUGUGUGUGUGUCCCGCCCCCCUUGUCCAUGUUCCCUGUCUCUGUGUAGUGCGUGUCUUGCCAGUAGCAGCAGCAAUGUGUGCAGCACGGCAGUGCGUCGUGGUUUCUUGCGUGCGUGUAGCUUGUUGCCCAGAGAAAAACAAAAAUGACGACGCCUCCCGGGGAUGCGUCCAUGUGACAUAUAUAUUUGCACAAACGGUGUGCUAUCUCGAGACACCGACCACGGAUUGCAAAGGUAGCGGUUGGGACAGCUCGGGCAAAACUUGUUGUUGUGCGCAAGUUUUAGUUUGCAAUUUGGUGCCGAGAUGGUGAAAUGGGCUCGAGUCUGCUGGGUAUUUAGGGCGCGCAGACAGACAGACAGACACCAGACAGACAGCCAUGGAGUAAUUUUCACGCCCCUGGGCAUGAAAAUUAUUCUUUUUCUCGUGCGCACAGACUCCACACACGAUCCCUCUAAACAGCUUUUUUCUUGCGAAACAAAACAAAAAGCGUACCCCUAAACGGGCCACACUUUUUCGAAAAAAUAACUAUUAUUAUCAUUAUUACCAUUCCUCAAAGCUAGACGACAACGGAAUGCCACACAAUCCUCAGCAUCUAAUCGUGCCAUGAGCUUCAUCAUGGCUCAACCUACGCGAUUAGUUACGGAGAUGAGCAUGGUAUACCGGACAGGCAACGUCGAGUUUUGUGGACUGCGUUCGCAUGCCGAUCAAACACACAAGAUAUAUGUCCUUUGUGUUGCCUUGGGCCUCUGUGCUGUGUUUCUGUGUUUCUUUUUUUCAUGACCUCCCUACCUACUCUGCUGUGUUGGGUGCCGUGAUCUUGCUUUGCUGUUGCCUUUGUUCUUGUACGUCUGGCUGUCUGCCCAUCUGCCGCCUCAUUGUCCUGUCUGCUCCGUUACUCCCAUGCCCUGGUGCGUAGUGCCUAAUGCUGGUACGUUACCGUUUGAUUUUUUCUUUGGGCGGGUGUUGGAAGCGCCCUCCUGUAUUUUUUAUUUGUUGUUUAAUUUUGAUCGGUUUCCGAGGGCUCUUUUAUCGAACGGUCGAUGCGAUACCUGUUCUUUUCUUUCUAUCAUAUUGUUU
Ectocarpus sp. CCAP 1310/34 is the source of this 1497-nucleotide messenger RNA. The record is from the annotation of a GenBank genome assembly. NCBI's taxonomy places the organism in Eukaryota, Phaeophyceae, Ectocarpales, Ectocarpaceae.